UCAAACUGCGCAAUGUUUUUCUUGAAGUUUUUUGAUAUUCUGCGCUACAAUUUAACGGUUAUGCAAGCGAAUAAAGUAAAUUAACUAAAUAAAAAUAAACAAAAAACGAUAAAUAAUAAGUAUAAAUUGAUGAAUUUGUUAAUAAGUUAAAAGAAAAAUGUAUCGUUUAUUAACGAUCAAUCGCGUGGCCAUAGAAAAUUGUCGUUUAGCUGUGUAUGGACAUAAAAAACAUGUGGUGGGUCUCAAAGAUAUUGGUAGUGGUGGUGGAAUUGUUGGUAGACCUGAAGCAAAUGCAUUUCUAUUGCAACCGGCUAGAUAUCAAGCCAUAAACAAUGAUCACCAGAAAGCCGUUUAUUGUCAUCUGCAGCAAAACACGCAACAUUUCCAUUUCAAGAAACCUAUAGUUAAAAGCCAAGGAAUUGUUGAGAAUGUCUUAGCUACAACAAGUAGAGAUGCUGCAGCCUUAAUUUCAACUGUCCGUUUACAAUCCACAACACCAACAAAUGUUGAGGCGGCCGAAGUAAAAAAGAAGAAAAAAUUUCGAAAACCUCGCUACUCUAAAUAUGUGGAACAUUUAGAAGUGACCGAUACUGCCGCCAAUGAGCGUAAAUCUCGUGUUAAACGUUUAAAGGCCAAAAAGCUACAGGAUUUCAUUACCAAAACUCAACAGGAAAUUCUAAAGAAAAUAGCUAACAGAAAACAAAAGGCAAAACCCAAGACAACAGCAGAGAAAUUGAGUAAAACCGUAGUAAAGCCAGCUUCAACACUGCUACAACCCAUUGAGUAUCAAAAGAUUAAUAUGGAAGCUUUGGAUAGUAGUCUUUUGGAAGCCGGCUGUUAUGAUGAUAAACCCAUGAUUUUCUUUGGCAAAGAUGAAGAAAUGAAAUCGCAACAAAUUCUCAAUAAUCCUGAACAAAUACAACAAAUUAUUAAAAGUUUUCAUAAUUUUCGAGAUAUUAUUGAGAGUCUAGAGCAUGAUCAUAUUGAAAAUGAUGCCUAUAGUAUGAAUGCAGCAAAGCUUGCUUUGGAGGAAGACAUCGAUCCUUUAGACUCACCUGAACCUUACGUAUCACCCGAUAUCAUAGAUGGACCUGUUAUAAAAAGUCAACAAAAAAUAGCUACAGUUACAGAGAAAUCUAAACCCAGAUUUAAAUCCAAAGUCCAUCAUAAUGAACUGCAAGAACGUUUAGCCAAAGAAAGAGCCUUACGCCUUAAUCUCACUACGUAUUUAAAUGUUUGUGUUUCGGUGGGCUUACAAAAUCGCGGCCUCUCAACUCUGCUAACUUAUCGCCAAAGAGCCCAAAAACAUAGUGCUACAAAUAAUUUAAUCACCAUAGAUUUGUAUAAUAUUUUACUGCAUGGCUAUGCUGAAAAGGGAUCAUUUGAACGUUUUCGUGAUAUUUUCAAUUUGAUUGAAGAGGAUGGCUUGAAAUUUAAUGAACAAACAUUUGCUGCCAUCUUUGAGUGUUUGGGUCGUCUGGAAAUGUCACCGGAUAAUACGGAGAAAAUAAAAAUGUAUAUUAAAAAAGCUGAAGACAUGGGGUUAACACUAAAUCAAAUUAUGGAUAAAUCGAAAUUUAUAGCUGAUCAACGAGACAUUGCUUUAGAUGCCAUACAAAGAGUGCUGCCUGAAUUUGAACCUGUUUAUACACCUCCUGUUUUGGAAUACAAUAAUCCUUUACUCAACAAAUUAAAUGAAAAAGUUUUGUCUGCUGAUGAGAAAGUAUUUGAUAACAAAGCCUCAAAGGAUACUAUUGAUGGCUCUGAGAUUAUGAAUUCCAAAUUGGGCUAUAAUAAACAGCAAUUGGAGGAAAUGGCUAGGGAACAAUUAAAGAUUGAAUUGGAUGGUUGUAUAACAAUAAAGUCCAUUGAAAAAUCUAAAGAAUUUUCUAAUGCUGAACAUUGUCGUGAAAAGCUAAAGGAUUUAGAAACUUUAUGGCGUUCCCAAAUUAGCAAUGCUAUUGUUAGGGAUUUAAAUACAUUAAAGGCACAAGUACGCUAUAAACCCCAAGGUUAUAUGAAUUAUUAUACCUACUUAAAGACUUUAGAUACUUCAGAAUAUGCAGAUAUUUUAAUAAAAGAAAUCUAUAAAUUGGCCGAGGGUUCUGAAACUUUUAGUCCUACUGUAGGUCAAUUAUACAAAGAGUUGGGACAAAAAGUACAGCAACGUUACCAAAUUGAACAGAAAAAGAAGAAUGGUACCUUAGAAAAGAUAGGCGAUAUUUAUAGCGCUUACUGUGAUGUCUGGGAUCAUGGUAAUACCAGUGAUAAUACUCGACAAAUUUGGCAGCGUUUGGUGCAUAAAGAACGCAUAUCAGGACCUAGCAUGGAUAUAAGAGAAGUAGCUUGGCCUUCGAAUGUGUUGACGGGUGUUGGACGUUUUCUGUAUAAUAUAUUAAUGCGUGACAUUAAAAUUGAUGCUUUUGUUAUGCGCCAAAAACAAAAGACUAAACAACAAAACUUGCUACCAGCCUUCUAUACUUUAUUCCGCAAUCAGGGUAGAUUGGUUAAGGAAGAGGUUAAACCUCAUCCGGUAUUGGCCAGAUUAUUACGAGCUUCACGCCAACAAACUUUAACAUUUGAUUCGAAUCUUGUACCUAUGCUUUGUCCGCCACAACCCUGGAGUACUCCACAUAAUGGUGGAUAUCUUUUAAAUAAAUCUGAUUUAAUUCGUCUACCUCAUCAAGCCAUACAACAAUGGGAACGUAUUAAUAACAUGCCCUCACAAAAUAUAUAUCCUGCCCUAGACUCUCUAAAUCAAUUGGCUAGCAUACCCUGGCGAGUAAAUACAGAUAUAUUAGAUGUAAUAAUCGAAGUUUUCCAAAAUGGUGGCAAUGAUAAAUUGGAUGUACCACAGCCUCCCAGUUCUCUGCCAGCCCUACCAUCCAUACCUGAAAAAGAUGCCACAAUAACGAAUGCAGAACGCGCCAAAUUAUUUAAAGAAAAAAUGGGUCAUAGACGUAAACAAGCUGAAAUGUACAGUUUAUGGUGUGAUACUUUGUAUCGUCUGUCUCUAGCAAAUCAUUACCGCGAUAAAGUUUUCUGGCUGCCGCACAAUAUGGAUUUCAGAGGUCGUGUUUAUCCCGUACCACCUCAUCUCAAUCAUUUAGGUUCUGAUCUGGCACGUUCUAUGCUUAUUUUUGAUCAGCCUCAACCUUUAGGUGUGGACGGUUUUAGUUGGCUAAAAUUACAUUGUAUUAAUCUCACUGGACUUAAGAAACGUGACUCUGUUAGAGAACGUCUGCUGUAUGCUGAAGAAGUUAUGCCAGACAUAUUAGAUUCUGCAGAUAAUCCACUUAAUGGUCGCAAAUGGUGGACCAAAUCUGAUGAACCUUGGCAGACAUUGGCUUGUUGCAUGGAAAUUGCUAAAGUAUAUAGAUCACCAAAUCCCGAAGAGUAUUUAAGUCGUUUUCCCAUACAUCAAGACGGCUCAUGCAAUGGUUUGCAACAUUAUGCUGCUUUGGGUCGUGAUAAAGCUGGAGCACAUAGUGUGAAUCUAGCACCGGCACCUAUACCUCAAGAUGUUUACAGUGCUGUAGCGUCGUUGGUUGAAAAGACCCGUAAACAGGAUGCUGAAAAUGGUCUUCAUGUAGCGCAGGCGCUGGAUGGUUUUGUGAGGCGUAAAGUUAUUAAACAAACUGUGAUGACUACUGUUUAUGGAGUGACCAGAUAUGGCGCUAGAUUACAAAUUGCUAGACAACUAAAAGACAUUGAUGAUUUCCCCAAAGAUUGGGUAUGGCCUGCAUCCACCUACUUGACCACCAAAACAUUUGAAAGUUUGCGUGAAAUGUUUACCUCUACCCGUGAAAUACAAGAUUGGUUUACGGAAUGUGCCCGCCUUAUAUCGGGUGUAUGCGGUAAGAAUGUAGAAUGGGUAACACCUUUAGGUUUGCCCGUAGUACAGCCUUACAAUAGACAAGAAUUCAAACAUACCCAAAGAACAAAUAUACGAGUAUCAGAAACCAUGGCUACCGAUAUGUAUGAGAAACCCAAUGUUAUGAAACAGAAAAAUGCCUUCCCUCCCAAUUUCAUACAUUCGCUGGAUUCUUCACACAUGAUGUUGACUUCGCUGCACUGUGAACGUGAGGGCUUAACUUUCGUUUCGGUGCACGAUUGUUUCUGGACACAUGCCUGCACCGUGCCGCAGCUAAAUAAAAUAUGUCGAGAACAAUUUGUUGCCUUACAUUCUCAAGCUAUUUUAGAAGAUCUAUCUCAGUUCCUUAAGGAGAAAUACAGUUUCAAAGAAAGUGAUUUUUCUCAUGAUGAUUCCGCCGAAGAUCUUUCGAAACGUCAUUUAAAUCGUGUGCUCUGCCAAAUGCCUCAAAAAGGUGAUUUCGAUUUACGCAAUGUUCUUGACUCCAUAUACUUUUUCAGUUGAACAGUACAUAUUUUUAGUUAGUUAUUUAUUGGCUAUUACAAUUAGUAUUUUGUUAUUAGUUUUUUCUAAGCAUUAUACAACAGAAAUUUCGAAACAAUACAAGAUUCUUGAAAUUUUUCUAUAAUUUUUUUGUAUUACACAAAAAAUAAAACUAAUUGGUUAAGUAUUUUUAUGAGAAAAUGUUCUUUGUAAGAAUUUAUUUAUAAAAAAAAAAAUUAA
Lucilia cuprina (Australian sheep blowfly) is the source of this 4597-nucleotide messenger RNA. RefSeq names its product DNA-directed RNA polymerase, mitochondrial (gene mtRNApol). The transcript is spliced from 12 exons. The coding region runs from base 158 to 4378 and encodes 1406 amino acids. The record is from RefSeq and is a predicted model, not a curated record. Gene Ontology annotation, biological process: mitochondrial transcription. Gene Ontology annotation, cellular component: mitochondrial DNA-directed RNA polymerase complex. Lineage: Eukaryota; Metazoa; Arthropoda; Insecta; Diptera; Calliphoridae. Gene Ontology annotation, molecular function: protein binding; mitochondrial promoter sequence-specific DNA binding; DNA-directed RNA polymerase activity.